Phyllostomus hastatus (greater spear-nosed bat) is the source of this 3122-nucleotide messenger RNA. RefSeq names its product maltase-glucoamylase, intestinal-like. Gene Ontology annotation, molecular function: alpha-1,4-glucosidase activity; carbohydrate binding. NCBI's taxonomy places the organism in Eukaryota, Metazoa, Chordata, Mammalia, Chiroptera, Phyllostomidae. Gene Ontology annotation, biological process: carbohydrate metabolic process. The record is from RefSeq and is a predicted model, not a curated record. The coding region runs from base 31 to 2988 and encodes 985 amino acids. The transcript has 23 exons.
UGCCAUGAACAAGCGUCACUUUCUGGGACCAUGGAGGCCAUAGGACUUCUCCAUUUUUGUUCCCUGAUUCUGGCUGUUCUGGUCCAGCCUGCUUGUUCAAGUUCAUGCUUGGCAUCUCUAUCCCCACAACUCCGUAAAGACUGUCACCCUGAUCCUGGAGCUUCUGAAGCCAGUUGUCUGGCCAGGGAUUGCUGCUGGUCUCCGUGGAAAACCCCAGGCGUCCCUUGGUGUUUUGAGAAGGUUGACUCGUGUUCUAUAGUGCCUGACUCCCAACGAGUUGACUGUCACCCAGAGGCAGGGGCCAACGAAGCGGCCUGUGUUAAGCGGGGAUGCCACUGGUGCGCUUCUGAGAAUAGCACUGCUCCCUUUUGUUUCUAUAACUCCAAAGAAGAAGCUGCUUGCUCAGCGAUAGUUCCCAUUCAGAAACGCGUCGACUGCCAUCCUCAGCCAGGAGCUUCCCGAGAAAUCUGUGAAGCUAAGGGCUGUGUCUGGUGUUCCACAACCAUUGCCAACGUUCCCUGGUGCUUCUACCCGGAGGAUGGUCCACACGGCUACACUAUGAAAGAUGUUCCUCAAAGAACAGCCCAGGGAUGGAGAUUAACAUUAAACAAACGUGGCGGUAUAUCCCUGUUUGGAAAUGAUAUUUCCCCCAUUGUAAUGGAUGUAGAAUUUCAUACUGAGGAUCGGCUCCGAUUUAAGAUUUAUGAUCCCAAUAAUAAACGAUUUGAAGUUCCACUCAAUAUUGAAUCUUCCUCAAAUGUGCCUGUUGAACCCAACUAUGAUGUUGAAUUUGUAAAUGAUACAGUCCUUCAAUUCAGAGUAAUAAGAAAGAAGACAAGAGCAGUAUUGUGGGAAACAACUCUCGGAGGCCUGAUAUUUUCUGACCAGUAUAUGCAAAUGAUGACCUCUGUCCCGUCCACUUCGAUCUAUGGAUUUGGUGAACACGAACAUCCAUCCUUUAAGCAUGACAUGAAUUAUGUUAGAUAUGGAAUGUUUUCCAGAGAUCAGUCACCAGGGGCAUUUAGCAAUCUCUAUGGAGUUCAUCCUUUUUAUAUGUGCAUUGAGAAAGACUUUAAUGCUCAUGGUGUUCUCCUCUUGAAUUCCAAUGCCCAAGAUGUCACUCUGAGCCCAUUUCCGUCUUUAACAUUCAGGACCAUUGGAGGAAUACUUGAUUUCUACAUGUUUCUUGGCCCCACUCCUGAAAACGUUAUCCAGCAGUACACAGAGGCUAUUGGACGUCCCUUUAUGCCUCCAUACUGGUCUCUGGGAUUUCAGCUAAGUCGAUGGGGCUAUAAUAGCAUGGAUGUGCUGGAAAAAACGGUUGAACGUUUAAGACAGUAUGAUAUUCCUCAUGACGUUCAGUACUGUGACAUCGACUGCAUGGAACGCCAGCUGGACUUCACAUACGACGAUGUGAACUUUGCUGGUCUGCCCGAGUACAUUAAGAAACUGAAAAAUGAUGGAAUGCAUUAUGUCAUUAUUUUGGAUCCUUUUCUGACAAAAGAUGAACCACAAGGUACUUACAAGCCCUAUGAACUUGGACAAGAAUUGGGAAUUUGGGUCAAUAACUCUGAUGGAGUCACACCAGCUGUUGGCAAGGCCUGGCCUCCAGGAGAGUCAGUGUAUCCAGAUUACACCAACCCCAAAACAGCAGAAUGGUGGAUACAGAUGUGUAUGGAAUUUAAAGACAUCCUUGAUUAUGAUGGGAUCUGGAUUGAUAUGAAUGAACCAUCCAAUUUUCAAAAUGGCCAACAGCCAGGCUGUGUAGAGAAUCGUCUAAACUACCCACCAUAUGUGCCUGAUAUCACAGGUGGAUUACUGGCUGAGAAAACAUUAUGUCCCAAUUCCAAGACUUAUCUGGGAUAUCAUUAUGAUACACAUUCUCUGUUUGGCUGGUCACAAGCAAAACCUACUUUCUAUGCUUCUCAGAAUGCUACAGGGAAGAGAGCUUUUGUUUUGAGUCGUUCAACAUUUGUUGGGAGUGGGAAAUACACUGGCCAUUGGCUGGGUGAUAACUUCUCACGCUGGAGAGAUAUGCAUAUGUCGAUCAUUGGAAUGCUAGAAUUUAAUCUCUUUGGAAUUCCAUAUAUUGGAGCUGAUAUAUGUGGGUUUAAUGAAGAGACAACUUAUGAACUUUGCCUGCGUUGGAUGCAACUUGGGGCAUUUUAUCCCUUUUCCAGAAACCAUAAUGCAAUUGGACAUAAGGAACAAGACCCUGGGGUCUUUGGAGAAGAGUUUGCUGCAAUUUCCCGUUCUGCAUUAAGGAUUAGAUACUCCUUACUGCCUUACCUGUAUACCCUCUUCUACCAUUCUCAUGUCAGUGGAAAUACAGUGGUCCGAGGAUUGAUGCAUGAAUUUACAUCAGAUCCUCAGACUCAUGAAAUUGACAGAGCAUUCCUUUGGGGGCCAGCUUUAAUGAUUGCUCCAGUACUUGAAGAGGGAGCAAGAUCUGUGUAUGUGUAUUUUCCUGAAGCAUCCUGGUUUGACUUUUAUACAGGAAGGCAAGUAUCACCUUCCUGGCUGAAGAAGUCUGUUGAAGUUCCUGCUCCUCUGGAUGUAAUUCCCCUUUUCAUUCGUGGAGGGUAUAUUCUACCAACACAGUUUCCAGCCAGAACAACAGUGCUGAGCCGCCUGAAUCCUUUCAGCCUCAUAAUUGCCUUAGAUGAACAGGGAGAAGCAUCUGGCUCCCUUUUCUGGGAUGAUGGUGACUCUGUUGAUCCUAUUGAAAGGGAAGAGUACUUCUAUGUUGAAUACAAAUUCAGUAAUAGAACUCUGAAAACCACUGUUAUCAAAAAUGGCUACCAUGGAAUUAUGACUCUGGCAUAUAGCACAAUUCAGAUCCUUGGUUUCACUUCAAAGCCAAAUGUUAUUUUUAUGAAUGGGGAAGCCAUCCCAAGCAACAGAAUGCAUUAUAAUUCCAAUGGGAAAAUCACUUUGCAGAUAUCUGCACCCCUUUUCCAGGAGCUGACUAUUUCAUUUGGGCAUUGAAAAAAAAUUUAAAUAACAACCAAAACAAGAAUAGUGAAAGUUAUUUAUAGCAGUUUAGAACAAUUAAAAAUUAUUUGAAUAAUAUGGAAAUAGUUUAAUUUGAAUAGCAAUGCAAUUAAAGUAUUUCAGUCUUG